GGCCCGGCCUUUCUCUGGCGAUCCGGAACCGAAGUGACCCUUAGCUCCCAGAGAGCAUGGGCUGCGCUCGGAGCGCGAGGGGAACCAGGACAAAUCCCUGCACGUCGUCUCGCCUGGGCUGAAAGCUCUCGGCUUUUUCCAGAAGGGAAAAAAAAAAAAAAAAAAUAGGAAGUGACGUCUGGGCCCGAAGCAGGCCGGGCUUGUGGACCCGUAGCGAUCGGCUGCUGGCCCUGGCCGGCCGGAGCCUCCCUGCGGUCUGGGGAGGUCGUGCCACCCGCCGGACGGUCCCCUGUCCCGGGGUCCGCUCGCCGCUCGAGAGCGAGGCCAGCCCGCGGCGGCAGAGCGGGAACGCCUGCCGGGACACCUGUCGCUUAUAUUUUAAUAUCCCAAUAUCAAGAAUAUAGUGGAGAACAGCCUUGAAAAACCAAGAGGAAACCAUGAAGAGAUGUUUUAAUUAUUGAAACCAUGGCUACAGCAGCAAAUGUGGACGUUGGGGCUCAGCUGAUUGUGGAAGAAUAUCCCAGAAGCUAUAGUCUCUCUGGCACACCGGACAUCAAAACAGAGCUCCAGCUGGACCCAAGCCCAGAAGGAGGGUCGGCGCAGGGCGUUGCCAUGGGAAUGAAGUUCAUAUUGCCAAACCGAUUUGAUAUGAACGUAUGUUCUCGGUUUGUGAAGUCCUUAAAUGAAGAAGAUAGUAAAAAUAUUCAAGAUCAAGUUAACUCUGACCUGGAGGUGGCAUCUGUCUUAUUUAAAGCUGAGUGCAAUAUCCAUACAUCUCCUUCUCCUGGAAUUCAAGUAAGGCAUGUCUACACCCCCUCUACAACAAAACAUUUCUCCCCCAUAAAACAGUCAACUACUUUAACCAACAAGCACAGGGGAAAUGAAGUCUCUACCACACCUCUGUUAGCAAAUUCUUUGUCUGUUCACCAGUUGGCAGCUCAAGGGGAAAUGCUCUACCUGGCUACUCGUAUUGAACAAGAAAAUGUUGUCAAUCACACGGAUGAAGAAGGGUUUACUCCCCUGAUGUGGGCUGCUGCACACGGGCAAAUAGCUGUGGUAGAGUUCCUACUUCAGAAUGUAAGGAAAAUGCUCAGAAAAUGUGGUGCAGAUCCCCAGCUUUUAGGAAAAGGUCGAGAAAGUGCGCUGUCACUGGCCUGUAGUAAAGGCUACACGGAUAUUGUCAAAAUGCUGCUUGACUGUGGAGUUGAUGUAAAUGAGUAUGACUGGAACGGAGGGACGCCCCUGCUUUAUGCCGUCCAUGGGAAUCACGUGAAGUGUGUAAAGAUGCUGUUAGAAAAUGGAGCUGACCCAACAAUUGAAACAGAUUCUGGAUACAAUUCCAUGGAUUUAGCUGUAGCUUUGGGCUAUAGAAGUGUUCAACAGGUCAUUGAGUCACAUCUCCUGAAGCUACUUCAAAACAUCAAGGAGUGAUGCAACUCUCGGAAAAUCAGUCAGCUCUUCUCCUCUCUUCUUGGUCCUUAUAAAUGGUAGUUUUGUUUACGUGUAAAUUUUUACCUCAGUUGCAAUAUUUGCUGGUUUUUAGUGAGUUUUAAUAAAUAUUCCUCUGAAUAAUCCACUGGUUUAUAAUAAAAUUAACCCUGAUUUUUUUAAAAAAAUAAAUGUGUUUUACUAUAUAUUUAAAGUUAUAAAUUAAUGCUUUAUUGCAUGUAAACUUUUAUGGUACAGGUGGUUAUGUGUCUUUGUAUCAAGUACCGCAAUUUGACACUUUGAGAAAUUCCACCUUGUAUAUCUUCACUGUUGUAUUAACUCUUUGACUUUGCACAGGGCUUACUGUAAGCCUGUGAGGGGGAAAAAAAUAAUGUUCUUGUUGAAUUAAAACGUAUACAGUGUGAUGGUUUACAAAAUCAUGUUUAAAUAAAGUACUUCUGCUGUCUGUGCAUUCUA
Phodopus roborovskii (desert hamster) is the source of this 1905-nucleotide messenger RNA. It is a transcript of the gene Ankra2, whose product is annotated as ankyrin repeat family A member 2. Gene Ontology annotation, biological process: regulation of gene expression. Gene Ontology annotation, cellular component: cytoplasm; nucleus. Gene Ontology annotation, molecular function: protein binding. Bases 466 to 1431 code for a protein of 321 amino acids. NCBI's taxonomy places the organism in Eukaryota, Metazoa, Chordata, Mammalia, Rodentia, Cricetidae. The transcript has 9 exons. The record is from RefSeq and is a predicted model, not a curated record.